Messenger RNA from Argiope bruennichi, 1457 nucleotides. RefSeq lists its product as uncharacterized. The transcript has 3 exons. The coding region runs from base 91 to 828 and encodes 245 amino acids. The record is from RefSeq and is a predicted model, not a curated record. NCBI's taxonomy places the organism in Eukaryota, Metazoa, Arthropoda, Arachnida, Araneae, Araneidae.
GUUCAGAGAACACUCGAAUAAACUGGGCGCCUUAAUGUUUAUAAAGGUGACUGUAGAUGCCAGCACAAUGUGCAACAAGUAUCAAAACAUAUGAAAGAAAGUAAAAAUACUGGAUGCCCUGCAGUUCUUAAAAUUACUAUUCAAAGGUAUUUUUCACUACCAAAAUACAAAGAACUACUCCCAAAAGUUAUAGAGUUUCCUGCAUUAUGCGAGUUUCUGUACUCUCAUAAUCAUUUGCUUGAUAGUGCUGCUGUUAAAAAGUUCAGACCAUUAUCAAAACUAACGCGAAAGUGUCUGAUAGAGUUGUUUGAAUUAGGGCAUACAGCAGCUACUGCAAGACCAAUGUUGCAAAUGGAAUUAGAACUUCAGAGUAAGGAAGAUUAUGAAGAAGCAUGCAUGGACAGUUCUAAGCUACCUUCAUUAUCUGUCAUAAAUCACUUGCUAAAUAAUGAAUUUAGGAAAAUCUAUGGAUCACGAAAAGAAAGCAAUAUCAUCAGAGAAAUUGAAAAAUAUAUUUCCUCUCAUAAUCAACAGCCAUUCUGCAAAACUGCUUUUUCAAAAGAAAAGAACAGUUUGGUGAUUGCUGUAGUGAUUCUGAUAAUGAAACGAAGCAUAGAUUUACUUAGCAGUGUUCAAGAAUUGACAAUGGUUGAUGCAUUUGGCCACAUGGACAGAUUAAAUCAUCGUGUUUACUUUUUUAUUUCUCCAGGUGUAGUUGGUGGAAUACCUAUUGGAUGCAUGAUCACAAAUGCAGAAGUAACUAAUGUUUUUCAUGAAGGAGUGAAACUUCUUUGUGAAUGUUUCCCUGAGAAAUGUUGUUUAUUGUAAAAUGGGCCACUGAUUGUAAUGACAAAUGAUGAUCUUAAAGAAAGAGAAGUUCUGAGUGAAAUAUGGCCUAAUUCCACUUACUUAUUCUGUCAGUUUCAUGUGCUGAAAGCAGAGUGGCGAUGGCUUAUGAACAGUGAAGAGCAUUGUCAAAAACUAUAUUUUUCUUUUAAAGCAUUGAUGUAUGUAGAAACUGAAAUGCAGCUGAAAGAGUUGCUUCAAAAAUGUUGCCGCAUUGAAGAAAGACCGUCGAAUCUCCAUGGCCGAAUGAUCAUGACACUGGUCUCAUAAUCAAGAGACCGUGGGUUCUGAGUUGAGUUAAUAAAUUGGUUUAGCUCUACUUCUUGUGUGUGUCAUUGAGUUCCGCACUAGAGUAUCUACGUGACAUUCUUUGGUGGAGGCGCCAGGUACGAUUCCAGUCAGCGUGGAAACGAAUUUACGAAGAAGCGAUCGCCUUAAAGGCCUUGAACCAGAAUUUGGACUUUAUUACCCACCACCCAGAAAGACAAGGAACCUUGCCUGUAGAACAGGAAACUAAACCUGUCAUCCUGACAUCUGCACAGCCACAAUACAGAAAUCCAUCUGUAUUUAAAGGAGACGUGGGACAGGACCCGAACAAAGGACUUAAGGAA